Molecule: messenger RNA, 1161 nt
Organism: Vanessa atalanta (red admiral)
Lineage: Eukaryota; Metazoa; Arthropoda; Insecta; Lepidoptera; Nymphalidae
Gene: Or-54
Product: odorant receptor 10a-like
Exons: 5
Coding region: 1-1161 (386 amino acids)
Biological process (GO): sensory perception of smell; detection of chemical stimulus involved in sensory perception of smell
Cellular component (GO): plasma membrane
Molecular function (GO): olfactory receptor activity; odorant binding
Source: RefSeq, a predicted model, not a curated record
AUGCUUUCCUUGAAAAAAGUGUAUUGUUCUUUUAAGUCCCGUGACGAAGAUUAUCAUUUGGAUAGUAUAAUAUGGCUGAUAAAUAUAUUUCCGAAUCGAUUUGGUUUUUCAAUUUUAAAAGAAAAAAUAUCCGCUCCCUUCUGGAUUCUUCACUUGACUCUUCUAUUGUACGUGUAUGGAGUGGGCAGUGUUGUGUAUCAGAUACAUUUUGCGCAGGGUGCUGGUGAUUUUAUCAAGAGUUACGUCAAUAUAUCUAUAUUAGUUUUGACGGCUAAUAGUAGCUAUUGGUAUUUGAUGAAGAGACCAUUACUACUGACAGUGCUCGAGCAAGUGAAUCUCAAUGAUAAUUUAUCGAGAUCCACAGAUUUUCUGAGGGAAAAACACGAAAAACUACUAUCGAUUAUUAAGAAGAUUUUAUUUGCUUUCUACGGAUUCAAUAUUUUAGACGCAUUUUUUAUUUACUUGCCCCAUCGAGUCGAUGUCAGUAAUGAUUAUUACUCGAUGACACAAUGCUACGGGUUGGAGCCACUUACGGCCUCACCGAAUCGCGAGAUAUGCCUGGCAAUACUUUUCACACAAGAACUUACUAUAAUGACAGUUGUUCUUAAUUAUCAAGGACUACUCCUGUUCAUCAUCGCCCACACGUCGGCUAUGUACGAAAUGCUAUCCGCUGAAAUGCUAGCAUUUGAUGAAUACGAUGAAAAUAUAGAGAGUCAAUUACUUGUUAGGCAACGUUUGCCGUCUCUGAUUCGUCGACACGCUUUGACGUUGAGCAUUAUAAAGAACAUCAAAGCGUUGUACAGCAUGCCGUUCGGUGUCAACUUCGGGUCGAAUGCCGUCUGCAUCUGUUUAUUCUUCUACCUUCCUUUAUACGAGUGGAUAACUUUCGCACCAGUUCUCAUAUAUUGCUUUUUAGUCUUCUUUUUGUAUUGUUUUCUUUGUCAAAGGUUAAUAAACAGUUCAGAGUUGUUCGUCGAUGCAAUCUACGGUUGUGGGUGGGAGAAAUUUGCAUUGAAGGAGAAGAAAAUGAUAUAUGUGAUGUUGCUGGUGGCACACAAACCUAUAGAAAUAUUAGCAGCUGAUAUAAUCCCAGUUAAUAUUUAUACGUUUGCAAAAACUUUACAAGCUAUUUUUAAAUUUAUCACUGUAGUUAAAUUCUAA